This is a messenger RNA of Doryrhamphus excisus (bluestripe pipefish), 3584 nucleotides long. The record is from RefSeq and is a predicted model, not a curated record. Lineage: Eukaryota; Metazoa; Chordata; Actinopteri; Syngnathiformes; Syngnathidae.
CAUGCACUGAUGCUCGUCCACAUGCAUGCACCAGCAUCACUGCAGACUCCACGAGUGUCGCUAAAGCAGCACAACAACAGCAACAAAUUCCCACAAGUGACCGCCACGAUGGAUGGACAACACAAAGACCGCAGAAUGACUCACUUGUGGAUAUUGACGUUCUUGAUAUCGGUCUAAUACUUGCACUGGAUAACUUCUUUUUUGGGUUUUUUUUGGAGCUGGAUCUUCUACUUCCGGAUUAUAUUUAUUAUUUUAGCAAUUUUGGACUAAGCACUACACUUCCAGGAUACGCACAUUAAGUUCUAAAGGAUGGCCGUUUGGUUCACAUCUAUCCUUGUAAUAGUUGUACCAUGUUUUACUCAGGUUCUGGGAUCGGGUGUGUUCGAGAUCGAUCUGCAUCAUUUUGACAAUUCCAAAGCUUUGCUGGCGAACGGAAAGAGCUGCGGUAUGACAGGCUGCAGGACUUUUUUCACGGUUUGUUUGAAGAACUUCCAAACGGUGGUGACUCCCGGAGGUUGCCUCUUCGGCAAAGCCGGCACUCAAGUCCUGGGCGCCGAUUCGUUCAGCAUGAUGCCGGACACCAGGCUGCGUUUGCCGCUCAACUUCACGUGGCCGGGUGCUUUCUCUCUCAUUAUUGAAGCCUGGCAUUCAGAGACCACAGAGGAGCCUGGAGAUACCACCAACCCUGAAUUGUUGAUUGGCUCUUUUGCCAUCCAAAGACAGUUGGGAAUAGGGAAUGAGUGGUCCCAGGAUGUGCAGAGCAGGACGCAGACGGAGCUAAGGUACUCAUACCGCUUCAUCUGCAAUGACAAUUACUACGGGGACACUUGUUCCAAAAUAUGCGCUCCGAGAGACGACCUUUUUGGCCACUACACCUGCAAGCCUGACGGGCAAAUAGCGUGUCUGCCAGGAUGGAAGGGACAAUACUGCCAAGAACCAAUCUGUCUUGAAGGAUGCAAUGAAAGUAAUGGGAACUGCACAUUACCCGGAGAAUGCAAAUGCAGAGAAGGCUGGCAGGGCGUCUUUUGUGACGUGUGUAAACUCCACCCAUCGUGUAAACAUGGUACCUGCACAGAGCCGUGGCAGUGCUCCUGCAAAGAAGGCUGGGGGGGCAUAUUUUGUGACCAGGAUUUAAACUACUGCACUCAUCACAAGCCGUGCACCAACGGGGCCACGUGCAUGAACACGGGUCAGGGCAGCUACACCUGCGCCUGCUUGCCGGGCUUCACGGGGGUCAAGUGCGACUCCGAGGUCAAAGAUUGUGACAGACGGCCGUGUCGCAACGGAGGCAACUGCUUAGAAUCAGACAGUGGCUUCAGGUGUGAAUGCCCACGAGGUUUUGCUGGGGAACACUGCGAACAAAAGACGCUGACGUGCAUGGAUGCGCCCUGCUUGCUUGGCGGAAAGUGCAAAGAGACAGAAAAUGGUCAUAGUUACAUUUGCGAGUGUCCGGCAGGGUACACGGGACUCAACUGUGAGAAGAAAGUGGAUAAAUGCACGUCCCUGCGAUGCACCAACGGCGGACACUGCGUGACGCACCGCAACCUUCGUGUGUGUAGCUGCCGCGGCGGCUUCACCGGCCUACGCUGCGAGAUCAACAUCAACGAGUGCGCCAGUAACCCCUGCGCCAACGGCUCCACCUGCGUGGACCGCAUCAACGACUACACCUGCACCUGCCCGCCGGGCUACACCGGACGCCGCUGCGACAAAGCCGCCGACCGCUGCACCUCCUGGAUCUGCCGCAACGGCGGAACCUCCACGCACGUGCCUUCAUCCAACAGCGCCAACACAGCCUGGGAGUCCAACGAGAAGCUCAACUUGGGGGCCAUCAUCUUGGGCGUUGGCUUGAUGGCGGCGCUGGCGCUCUCCUGCGUAUUCAUCGCGGUCAUGCAUCGCGUGAGGAAGCAGCGAAGGAAACAGCAGGCCUCCGAGAAUAUGAACAACCUCUCCAAGGCGGACUUCCAGAAGGAGAACCUCAUAUCCACACUGGAGCUGAAGAACACCAACAAGAUGAUGGAUUUGGAGGUGGAUUCUCACUUCUCCAGCGAGAAGUCCAACCACAAACACACGAACCACUUCCACGUGGACUAUAAAGCAUCCACGAGGUACAAAGAUGAACAAUCCCUCUUGGACAAAGAUGGAAACUGUGAAAAGAUGAUAGAAGAUAAAAAGCAUCUGAGUAGAAUGUACAGUGAAAGGCCAGAAUGCAGGAUAUCAACCAUAUGUUCUUCCAGAGAGUCAAUGUACCAGCCUGUCUUUGUGAUGGCAGAGGAAAAACAUGAAUGCAUCAUUGCAACUGAGGUUUAAUAAUCGGAAGACGAGACCACCAUUUGUUGUUGUGGACUGUUUACAAGCGUGGAGAGACUGGGAUUUAUUUAAAUGCAAAGUUGCUGCUCUUGAAAACUUGAUAACUGGAUGGAGUCCGUGCGCUCCUCAAAUGCAAUAUAGAACUUAAAGCAAACGAAAAUCUUUGGACGAAUGUAAACGACAACAUCGGGACAUCCGGAGUCACAUUUGUUGUGACUUUUUCCGGGUUUUAUCCAAGGAGACUCACGGCCCCCCGGAGAUGUUAACAAGGACAAAACGCUUAUUGCGGCAAUGAACACAUAAACAACAACAAAAACUGCUGAAAACGGUUCAUUUUUUUUUUUUAGUAGUCACAGAAUGUCCAGAUCACGGAGCCUUAGUUUAUAUUUAAACAAAACAUUAUGCCCCCAACACUUUAUCUUAUCAUAAUUCCUUUGCACAGAACAAAAAAAAAAGAAUCAAAACAAUAAUGCGCUAUAAUCAUAUGCAGAAAAACUCCGAAUAAGGCCUUGUUAACUUUUAAAUAUUAUGCAAAAAUCCUACUUAAGUAAGUAAGUGACUAUUUUACCAAGGACGCCUUUAAUGGAAAUGUCAUUUUAGUAUUUCAUUAAUUAUUUAAGAAUAUGACGCACUGAUCUGUUUUAUACAUAAAUAUAUAUAUAUGAUUAUUUUGUACAUAGUGUAUAUUUAUGUUGAAAUUAGAAGUAUGUUUGGUAAAUUGAUGCACCAAAAGUGUGAAUUUAUUUUUAAAGUGUUUUUUUUGUGUGGUGUUUAUUAUUAUUAUUAUUAUUGUUGCUGUUAUUAUAUUAUAUAGCUAUAUAAGGAAAGAAACCCUGAAUGUGGUACACUGUUUAUUUGUUGGUCAAAUAGAGACUAGAAGAGGGGUUUUUAAAGUCGGAAAAAAAAUCAAGGGAGGUGCGGUAGCUUGAGAAAAAUAAAGAAGAACAUAUUUUUAAUAUUAUUGAAUAUUCAAUAUUAUUUUAAGUAGGUAUAAAAGAGGUUGUGAGGUGUCACUCUGCUCCGCUUUGAAAGCUCCUAAUCUAGAGUCUAUUGAAGUAGCAUUUGUAUGGGUUCCAUUUGUGUGUUUUCAUCAUCGUACUACUAUCUACGUACGUAUGUGUGAUGUGAAAUCAGUGUGCAAGCAAUCAUGGUUCAGUGGACUCCACUACAAUUGGCAGCAAUGUAAAAAUGUCCUUAAUCAAUUAUGAAUAUAAAUAUAUAUAUGCAUUUUUUUAAGCUGUAUGCAGAAAUAAAUAAUCAAUGUGGUCUUUCAAAGG